AUAGUCCAAUCCUCACUAUACUUUCUCAUGGAGCUCAUAUUCUCCAACUUCUCAAUCCUUCUCACCUUUCUUCUCUUUAUCCUCUUGGUCCUCAAAAUAGGGAAGACAUUCAAAAACACUAAUGAAACUUCAAAUCUACCUCCAGGCCCACCGAAACUGCCUCUGAUUGGAAAUUUGCACCAGCUUGUAGGCUCUCUACCACAUCGCAGACUCAGAGAUCUGGCCAAGAAAUAUGGACCCUUUAUGCAUCUACAGCUUGGGGAAAUUUCUGCCGUUAUUGUUUCAUCGCCAAAGUUUGCGAAAGAAGUUAUGAGAAUUAAUGAUGUAAACUUUGCAUCAAGGCCUCAGAUUCUAGCAACAGAAAUUAUGUCUUAUGAGUCUACUGAUCUUGUCUUUGCACCAUAUGGUGAUUACUGGAGACAGCUAAGGAAGAUUUGUACAUUGGAGCUUUUAAGCAUGAAACGAGUCCAGUCUUUCCGAUUUAUAAGAGAGGAGGGGGUGUCUACUCUCGUUGAUUGGAUUGCUUCAAAAGCAGGAUCACCGGUCAACCUUACCGAAAAAGUUCACUCACUAACAUAUGGUAUCACUUCCAGGGCAGCCUUUGGCAACAAAUGGAAAGAUCAAGACUUGUUCAUAUCAAUUAUCAAAGAAGCUACAGUUGCUGCAGGAGGUUUUAAUAUUGCUGAUCUGUUUCCGUCUAUUAAAUUUCUUGAAUCUGUGAGUGGAAUCAGGCCUCAACUAGAAAGGAUGCAUAAACAAACUGACAGGAUAAUUGAAAACAUUAUCAAUGAACACAAGAAGGGUCAGGCUACAUUAAAAAUUGGUGAAGAAGAUGAAGAUCUGGUUGAUGUUCUUUUGAAAGUUCAAGAGCAUGGUGAUCUUGAAUUUCCCUUAACUUCUGAGAACAUCAAAGCAGUAAUCUUGGAUAUUUUUAGUGCUGGUAGUGAGACAUCAGCCACAACUGUAGAUUGGGCAAUGUCUGAAAUGGUGAAAAAUACAAAAAUACUGGAGAAGGCACAAGCUGAGGUGAGGGAAGUCUUUGGAAGAAAAGGGAAGAAAGUCGAUGAAGCAAGCAUUGAAGAAAUAAAAUUCCUGAAGCUAGUUAUAAAAGAGACUCUGAGGCUGCAUCCUCCUGCUCCUUUGUUAAUUCCAAGAGAAUGUAGAGAAGCGUGUGUGAUUAAUGGAUUUGACAUACCCAUCAAAACCAGACUCAUGGUUAAUGCGUGGGCGAUUGGAAGAGAUCCAGAAUAUUGGACUGAACCUGAGAGCUUUAUUCCAGAGAGGUUUCUUGAUUGUUCUAUUGACUAUAAGGGAAAUAAUUUCGAGUACAUCCCAUUUGGUUCUGGUAGGAGGGUGUGCCCAGGAAUGUCAUUCGGACUGGCCAACGUGGAGCUUCCACUUGCAACGUUGUUGUAUCAUUUUGAUUGGAAACUCCCUAAUGAAAUGAAGAAUGAUGAUUUGGACAUGACCGAGUGUUUCGGUAUGACAGUCAGAAGAAAAGAUGAUCUCUGCUUGAUUCCUAUACCUUAUCAUCGAUAGCCAUUUGCAUAGGCUCAACUUGAUUGUGCCUUGGAAGAAAAGAAAAGAUUCUAGGGUUCAAGACCUUGGAAGAAUGGACCUGAUAGUGCCUUCAUUUGGUUAAUGUAUGGCUCAAAAAAGAGACUUUAUUUUCUUUGAGGGAAAUUUUGUAAUUCUAAUUUGGGGUAUUAUUGUAUUCUAGUAAUUAUUAUGUAAGUUUUACUUUGAAGUUACAAUUGUGAACACAUUCAUGAACACAUGUGAUUUGAGAUUCGUGUCCUGUUUUUACCUUCUUUUUUUCUUUAA
This is a messenger RNA of Pistacia vera, 1824 nucleotides long. RefSeq names its product premnaspirodiene oxygenase-like. NCBI's taxonomy places the organism in Eukaryota, Viridiplantae, Streptophyta, Magnoliopsida, Sapindales, Anacardiaceae. The coding region runs from base 28 to 1539 and encodes 503 amino acids. The record is from RefSeq and is a predicted model, not a curated record. Gene Ontology annotation, molecular function: iron ion binding; heme binding; oxidoreductase activity, acting on paired donors, with incorporation or reduction of molecular oxygen. The transcript has 2 exons.